CAGCUCUUCAGUCAUUGGGCUACUAAGUAGAUGAGUCCUAUACAAUUGUGUAACACACAGCCCUUCAGUCAAAAACAUAUUCCUCUCAACAUUGACAGGAAGUGCCUCCUCUGAGUAAUGAGAAGGAGCCAUGUCUUUAGAGUUGAGGAUAAGGGAAGUGUAGGCCAGGCUGAGAGAGGCGUGUGUGUCUGUCUUGUGUAACCAGGUGGAGCAACACUAAGCCACUUCCUGUACGCUAAGGCGAGGAGCCGCCAGCGAGUCGAGGCAUCACUCAGCCUCAAGCAGCUGCUGUAGGAGGACAACACCACCCAAACACAGAGAGAGAGAGACAGGAGAACGAGAGGUUGCCCACAAAACCCAUCUUUGGAGGGCCAUCAUCCCCCAAGGCCCAGGAAGACAGCAGAGAGGAGUGUGGGACGGUUUCUAAGAGAAGGGGCUCGACCGCACCCAUCCAGAGAGGAGCGAUGGACCCUCGGAAGUGGACGGGAGGCCUGCUGGUCCUGUCUACUGCACUACCCUAUGUCGAAGCGUUGACCCCAUUGUACGACCCUAAACUCUGCUACAUUCUGGACGGCUUCCUCCUGCUCUACGGUCUCGUCAUCACUGGACUGUUGCUCAGAGAGAAAUUCUUCAAGUCCAGGGGCAAGAUAUUGGAGGAUGACGAUAUCUACACUGAUCUGAAACCUACGGACGGGAGCGGUUAUGGACGAAUAAACAGAAAAGAUCCAGAGAGUGCAACGGCACGCGAUAAUCGCAGGAAUAAUGACGACACUUACACGUCCCUUAAAAAACCAACAGACGACACGUACAGGGAGAUCGCUGUGAAGGACAAGCAGCGCCGCAGGAACAAGAACGACCAGGUGUACCAGGGUUUGAGUGCCGCCACCAAGGAUACCUAUGACUCUCUCCAGAUGCAGCCUCUCCCUCCUCGCUAACAGAAACAUCAUGGAGGAUCACGCCUCGUCCAGCGGUCUCUCCUGUUUGCCUUUCUAUCUGCAACCAGUAUACUGCUACAGCGUUGUUGUAUGCAACAGUUACAUAUCCCUCUUCUCAAAUCAUUUUAAAUUGGUGAAUAGUUAGUUAUUUACCCACCAACAUCUAAUAAUCACUGGUAUCUAGAACAUUCCUUGUUGUGUAAAAAGUAUGUUUGCAGUUGUGUUACUCCCUUUUUAUCUUUCAGGCUUUUGUUGGAAAAUCUGUAGACUUUUGCGCCAGUAACAAUUUUAUAACUGUCUUAAAAUAUAAUCAAGUUCAUAUAUUAUCACUAUUUUAUGACUUUAGCUCAUCUCUUCUCCCCAUACACCCCCAGUCUGUAACCUUUGACCUUGAAACUCAUUCUACCAACCCUUCCUCAUUGGCUACUGCUUUUCUAGUUUAUACCUGGAGUAAUGUAAUUAAAGAAUAAAUAUGUAGGUUGUUAUUUUGCAUACAGUGUACAGUGUAAACUUUCCCCUCAUGUUUAUAAGAAAUAAUGUGCCUCAGCACUAUAAUAUAGCCAUUACAAAAACCUGAUUAUCAGGUUUGUCCUUUUCUUCUGCAAAGGAGAGACACAAUGGCAACAAUGUUACUACUUUUAAUGAUGUUUAUAACAAAGUUACAGUAAGAGAUUUUUCAUAUACAUUUGUAAGUAAAAAAAAAAACGUAAUCCCCCAAAUACAGCAGACAAACAGGUCGACAAGAUGGGACAUAGCUAAACGACCACGGUCUCCCUACGUUGUUCCCGUGACAACAGUGUGGCGUGAUAGUAGUUGAUAUAGCAGUAGUAAGCUAGUAUACUGUUGAGUGGGUGUGUUCAUCAUCUAUGUAGUCUGCCAAGUAGUGACAUCACACCUUGCAUUGCCACAACCAUGGGUGUCACCACCUAGUGUUAGUGUGACAACUGCUACCUCACUAAACGAGACAGGAGGAAGUAGGGACCAGAUUUGGAGUGGUGUACUGUAAUCCGUUAUGUUAUCAGAAAAAAUCUUGUAAUCAGAUUAUACUUUUGAAAAACUAGAUGAGUACUUCUUGGUUUACAAAAAUGUUACAUUGACACCUUUCUGUUUUAUCAAUUACAUUAAAUUAGGCAUUGAAAAGCA
Molecule: messenger RNA, 2078 nt
Organism: Oncorhynchus mykiss (rainbow trout)
Lineage: Eukaryota; Metazoa; Chordata; Actinopteri; Salmoniformes; Salmonidae
Product: T-cell surface glycoprotein CD3 zeta chain
Biological process (GO): cell surface receptor signaling pathway
Cellular component (GO): membrane
Molecular function (GO): transmembrane signaling receptor activity
Source: RefSeq, a predicted model, not a curated record